GUGUUGUAGCGUUCAGGUCAAACGUUUGUCGCGGGAGGAACGUUUGUGUUUGCUCUUGAUUUGCUUUCUUCUGGGCGUGACAUCACUAAAAAGUAGAUGCAAUGGAUUCUGACGAGGAUUUAGCAAGAAAACUGCAAGCUCAGUUUGAUGAAGAGGAAAGAUUAGCAAGGGAGCAAGAACACGAAGAUGCAAUCCUUGCCCAGAACUUAGCAUCGCAGUCACAUGAUAUGUCUGAGAGUGAUGAGGAUGUGGUGGAAGUGAACAGGAAUGAGGAAGUACCAGUGCGUGAAUUGGUAGAUUUAGACAGUGAUGUUGAAGAUGUCGAAAAGGAAGAGGAGUCUUCCUUGCAGAUGAUAGGUUCAACAUCCAAGACUGUUCCUCAGCACACCAUAUCAGACGAUGAAACAGACAUUGAGGAUUUGGAAGCUGAAUCACAUUCUAAUGUUACAGAGAAGCUACAGAAAUCUCAGAGUAAAGAAUCUCCACCAGAGAAAGCACUUGUACCUGAACACACCUUAUCAGAUGAUGAAACAGAUAUAGAAGACUUUGAAGUUGCAACUGAAACUCCAAAGAAGUUAAACAAAGUGGAAAAUGACCAGGUGGAUUCAACAGUUACAGAGAAGCAAACAGAUUCUCUAACAAAGAAGAGAUCGGAGCACAGUAUUUCUGAUGAUGAUGAUGCUGAUACAGAAGAAUUAGUUGCGCAAGGUGAAGUGGCCCAACCGCCCAAGACAGAGAAAGAGAAUGAGAAGAAAUUGUCAUCGUCUGGCAACCAAUCGACUCCCUUGAGGAAAGAUGGUUCUAUAGAAAAGGCAAAUUCUUCAAAGAAAAGGCCUCUAUGCAAAUUUGGUGCUGAUUGUUAUCGCAAGAAUCCAUGGCACUUGGAGGAGUUUUAUCACCCACAUUUAGAGGACAAGGAUGAUACCGGAGCUAAGAGGAAGUCAGAAUCAUCAAACAGCACUUCAGAGCCAGCUGAGAAACGAAGAAGGGAAACAGAUUCAGGGAGCAGCAUGAGGAAGGGUUCAGCUUCUAACAAAAACAUGACCUUCCCAGCACGCCUUGCAGCCAGCAGCCCUUUCAACUUUUUCGUGAACAAGAGUUACAGCGUAAAGGAGACUCAUGAAGACCCACUGAGCCUUGUCUUUCCUGACCUCCUCCAUCCCAAACUGGGUGAAAUCGUUGAAUCUGUACAGCUUAAUUUCAUGGUGGAUUUAGAAUUCCUGAUGACCAAUUAUAAGGCUGGAAAGAUAGAAAGCAAACCUCUACUUGUGAUGUACGGCCAAAUGGAGGGCAACCCGAGGGAUUACCCAGCUGUAACAUGCACAAAGGUAAACCUUCCCUUCCAGUAUGGAACUCAUCACACAAAGAUGAUGAUAUUCGAGUACACAGACAGCUUGCGGGUAGUUGUCCACACAGCCAACUUAGUACCCAGUGACUGGUAUGAGAAAACUCAGGGCUACUGGAUAUCGCCUGCUUUUCCACGGCUUGAGGAUGGAAAGGCAGGGUUGUUGGAUGGAGAAUCACCAACACGAUUCAAACGUGAUUUGGUGGACUAUCUAACAUCAUAUAAAGCCCCGGAUCUCACAAGAUGGUCGCACAUCAUUAGGAAAUAUGAUUUUACCAGCUGCAAUGCAGUGUUCGUGGGCAGCAGCCCAGGUUAUCAUGCGGGAGAGCACAAGGACAAGUGGGGUCACAUGAAAGCACGUAAGGCCAUUCGGCAGCACGGCAGUUCUUGGACCUCUUCUGUGCCCAUUAUUGCUCAGUGUUCAUCUAUAGGGAGUUUGGGGAAAGAUGCGAAGUCCUGGCUUAGUGGAGAACUAGGGAUGAGCCUAACAGGAGCACCUGGUGUCUGUGCAAGCGUGCCGAAGGUUAAUGUGAUCUAUCCGAGCGAAGAUGAUGUGCGCAACAGCAGUGAAGGUUGGAUGGGGGGUUCAUGUCUCCCUUAUAAUUCCGGAACGCACGACAAACAGACCUGGCUUACGGAGUGUAUGCACUGUUGGCGCAGUGACCGGAGAAAAAGAACACGAGUCAUGCCCCACAUCAAGACCUACACCCGCUUGAACAAGAGCCAGUCUGCUGCACAAUUUUUCCUCCUAACCUCGGCCAACAUCUCAAAGGCUGCUUGGGGUACACUCCAGAAGCAGAACACGCAGUUGUUUAUUAGAUCUUACGAAGCUGGAGUCUUACUUCUACCUAAGUUCCUCUCCGACACCUCUGAAUUGCCGUUAAGUGCCAGUGAUCUCUCCCUGCCGUACGACGUUCCACUGACUCCUUACCCGAGCGGUGCGAUCCCCUGGUUCAUGAACACAAACAAGAGCCAGACAGAUAUCUUUGGCCGAACUUAUCCCUGAUACAAGCUCUUCAUUGAUGGAAAAACACAAAAUUGCAAUACCUAUUCCUCUGUCUUUAUCAUUAUUAUUGUUUGAAUGUAUUGAGUUAGUGAAAAUGUGAAGUUAAUGCAAAGAAAAAUCUAAUAAACUUUUUUUUUUUUUUUUUUAUUGUUCACAGUUUUGUAAUUAGUUUUAUCUGAUUACUUUUAUGAUUUAAUUAAAUGUUUUUGCAAGGGAUGCUAUUAUGAAUGGUGUGAUAGCUAUGGAAUGAAAAUGUUUUUGUUAUGAGAGAGUGCUAGUAGUUUUGUAAUACCAUUCAAUUUCAUUAAGAGAGAAGACACAAUAUCUUUUUAUGUAUUUUUAUAACUUCCAUGGAGUUCUGAUAUAUUUAUAAAGUUUUUAACAAUCUUAAAAAAGAAUACGAGUAAAAACUGCAAGCAUGUAGCUUUGUAUGAAGUGUCUUGCUGAUGUUAUUAGGUUAUAUAAUAAGAAGGAGUUGCCGACAUAAGUUCAACAAACAGUAAGUUUACCGCUGUAAUUUAUCGUUCUGUGUUGACUCUUACACCAAAUAGGGGAGAUGUAUAUUUUGAGCUUAAUGGAAAUAUUUGUUUAAGUACACUUCUUUUCAAACACCAGCAUUGUCAUAUGAUACAUUUUUUGUUCCUUUUGAUGUAAAGAUAUCUUCAAAUGUCUUCUAAUCAUGACAAUAAUGGAAUUGAAACUCUUGUGAUCUUAGUGUAUGAUGAUACUGAUUUAACAUGUAAGAGCCAGCACAUGCCAGAUGCCAGGUUUAGUUUGCCUGUUCUACUCUCCACAGAUGUGUCUGCUCCCAUCACCCUUAUUACAGCUGUGUAUAUGCAUCCCCUCUGUGUUGCUAGUUGCAGGAGACCUCUUCGUAUUCCACCAUAUGUGUUUUUCUCCAGUCCUGCCUCUUAGAUAUCAAAGCAGAUGUGCUAUCUACAAAUGUGUCCUGGCCACAGGAUAAGGAUAAUUUGCAGGAAGUCAGGCCUCGAGUGAUUGAGAAAAUGGACAUGGUAUUAAUUUCUUUAUUCCUGACAGCUAUAAGAAUAUGAAAUAGGGUUUUAUGAUAUCCAAAGCAGCUCCUUAAGAUUUCCAUUGUUCAGCUGUGGUUGAGGAAAUGUGUUAGUUGACCAUAACUGAUAUAAAAAGAUGAUUUUUUUUUUUUUCUUCUUCUUCUUUUUUAUCAAAAAUGUAAUUUUAGUCAGAAUCAGGGAAAGGAAAGAGAUCUUUUUAUUCAGGGACAUGCCUUUAUUUUUUCUACCAAUGCAUAUCAGUGCCUCCUGUUAUGCAAAACCACAUUUUCCACCUCAUUCUGAUGUCAUAUGCUCCGAUUUCCUUUUUCUUUUCCUCACAUUUAAGCAUCAUCUGAUUACUAGAAUGUUUGUUGCAUUCCAGAGAUUUGUACUGAAUUACAAGCCUCACUUACUGUAUAUAUUACUAUUUAGGGAAUGAACUGAAAGGCUUAUAUUUUUUGCAGAUGAAAAUGAUGAUAUGCUGUUCUGCAUGUAUGCCAUAUUUAUGGCAAAUUUUGUCAGAUUUUGUUUAAACUUUCCCAGUGGUUAUACCAGUGCUCACUAAUAGUGCUCUUUUAUUCGUUUGUAGCUAGAAAAGUCAUUCAAGUUUUUCUUGUUAUAAGAAUAAUAAUAGCUCUUACACAAGUGUACUAAGCUGCCUUUUUUAUCAAGUAUUUUUAUGGCAUUCAAAAAUACUGAUGAAACUUGAAGCAUAUUUUUGUACUGUGGUUAAAUGAAAAUGUUUUUACGUGUAUAGCUCCAGUUACCUGAAUGUUUGCAGAUUCUUUGAUUAUGUAUGAAGUGUAUGGUAGUAAUAUUUCCAAAAAGGGAAGGACUAUUGUUUAAGCUAUCAGCAGAAUAGCCAGGAUUUCACUUGCCUUAUUUGACUCUGGGACCUGAUUCAAGUCCGGGAUCAUUGCCAUUUUGCCAGCCUUAGACGUGCUAUCAGGAAAACUAUGGGAACCCAGAUCCUGCUAAUUCUUUCACAAGUAAUUAUGAUUUACAGUCAUAGAAGUUAUAAAGUAUUUUUGUGCAGUUAUAACAGCUCUGAAGACACUUUGGAGCCAGCCUUGACGUGCUGUCAAGAGGAAUGUUGUUGGACAGGCUGAGGUGGCUGUGAGACCAGGGCUAUGUUUGGCAAGUAGAACCAGGGCUAAAGAGAGAUGAAUAAAGGUGGAAAUGAUCUCUUUUCCUCAUUACAUUUUGCUGUCACUGAAAGUAAGCAACUUGUCAUAGUUUGCUCAUUAUAAUCAAAGUCAGUCUGUAUUAAGGCUUGGUCCAUACACUAUGGGGUGCCUCUUUUCUGCUCACUUCUGAUCAUGUGGCUAUGGUCAAGAUCACAGAAAUGGAAAGACUGACCAAAUAUUUAUGAAAAAAAAAAAAACAUGGUAAAUGCAGCAGACAGACACUAUUACAACAACAAAAAAGGAAAAUUUGAAAACAAUUACUCAUGCAGCACAUCAGUAUAGUGUUUAGCCAAUAGAGAGGUGUGCAACAGUUAUUAUUAUAAGUGUGCUCUAUUUUAGAUGUGAAAAUUAUUUUUUAACUUACUAUUAGUGCUCUGAUUCAGAAAUAUAUUCUUCUGGACAUGUUUAAGCUAUGCAAAACUAUUAUAUAUUUCUGAAAUCAAGUGAUCAUGAACUUUUUUGUGUAGGGAGACAGUUUCUGUUAAAUCAAAUGUUUAUAAAUUGUAUCUGCUUAUAUUCAUUUUCUCUACACUCAGGGCUUUCUUUCCAGUCAUUUGGCAAUUUCCUUUUUUCAUUGAGCAGCCAAAUUGCAGCCCAUAUUGUUCCUACUCGAAUAUAUUGCUUUUAUUUUGAUGUAAUAAUGUAUCAGUCUCACACUACGUUGUAGUAAAUAAGAGAGGCUCA
This is a messenger RNA of Penaeus vannamei (Pacific white shrimp), 5235 nucleotides long. RefSeq names its product tyrosyl-DNA phosphodiesterase glaikit (gene gkt). Gene Ontology annotation, biological process: DNA repair. The record is from RefSeq and is a predicted model, not a curated record. Gene Ontology annotation, molecular function: double-stranded DNA binding; 3'-tyrosyl-DNA phosphodiesterase activity; single-stranded DNA binding. Gene Ontology annotation, cellular component: nucleus. NCBI's taxonomy places the organism in Eukaryota, Metazoa, Arthropoda, Malacostraca, Decapoda, Penaeidae.